Molecule: messenger RNA, 756 nt
Organism: Condylura cristata (star-nosed mole)
Lineage: Eukaryota; Metazoa; Chordata; Mammalia; Eulipotyphla; Talpidae
Product: matrix-remodeling-associated protein 5-like
Exons: 4
Coding region: 1-756 (251 amino acids)
Cellular component (GO): plasma membrane
Molecular function (GO): protein binding
Source: RefSeq, a predicted model, not a curated record
AUGGCCGCCCUGGCCAGGGAGAGGACACAGGCGUCGGCCCACGUGGACGCCAGAACGUCCCGGAGGCCGCCGGCGAGGCGUCGGGGCGCGGGGAGCUGGGCAGCCCAGUGGGCCCUCGGCCCCCCAACACCGUCGUCUCCACGCAACAGCGUGGGCGGCUUCCAGUUCAACAGCAUCCAGGCUCUGUCGGCCAGCUCCUUCGCCGGCCUGAGCAAGCUGGAGCUGCUGCUGAUCCACGGCAACGAGAUCCCAAGCAUCCCCGAUGGCGCCCUGCGGGACCUGAGCUCUCUGCAGGUCCUCAAGUUCAGCUACAACAAGCUGAGGGUGAUCACCAAGCAGACGCUGCAGGGGCUGGCCAGCCUCCUGCGGCUCCACGUAGACCACAACAGGAUCGAGUUCAUCCACCCCCAGGCCUUCGAGGGCCUGACCGGCCUCCGCCUGCUGCACCUGGAGGGCAACCGGCUUCGCCAGCUGCACGCCGGCACCUUGUCCACCUUCACCUUCCUGGACUACUUCCGGCUGUCCACCGUGCGGCACCUGUACCUCGCGGACAACCAGCUCAGCUCGCUGCCCCCGGGGCUGCUGGACAGCAUGCCGCUGCUGGAGAACCUCUAUCUGCACGGGAACCCGUGGGCGUGCGACUGCGGCCUCCAGUGGUUCUCGCGCUGGGAGGCGGGCGCCAAAGCUCUCAUGGCGGUAGCCAACGUCUGGAAGCAGCCGAAAUGCCCCCGGGCAGAUGACAGGAUCAAGAAGUAG